Caenorhabditis elegans is the source of this 1816-nucleotide messenger RNA. RefSeq names its product putative vesicular glutamate transporter vglu-3 (gene vglu-3). Bases 49 to 1683 code for a protein of 544 amino acids. The transcript is spliced from 9 exons. Gene Ontology annotation, molecular function: transmembrane transporter activity. Gene Ontology annotation, cellular component: membrane. The record is from RefSeq and is marked reviewed. Gene Ontology annotation, biological process: L-glutamate transmembrane transport; transmembrane transport. Lineage: Eukaryota; Metazoa; Nematoda; Chromadorea; Rhabditida; Rhabditidae.
UUCCAUACGUCUUUACUAACUACCUUAUUUUUUAACAAAUUUAAUUUCAUGCCGAACGGAUCCAUUAGAAACUGCGCAAAUGCGGUAGCAGAUACCGUUCGCCAAACGUUCUCCAGAAAGACUUGGGAGCAUAAGGAACAGCUUCAAACUAUUACUGAACAGAAAAAAUUCUUCCUGCGAAAAGUGCGAUGGCAAAUUGCUAUUCUAGCUCAUUUCGGAUUCGCGAUUUCAUUUGGAAUACGGUCGAAUUUCGGUGUCGCCAAGAAUCGGAUGGUCAAUAAUUUUACAGAUGCAUAUGGAGAAGUUCAUGAACGUGAAUUCUUGUGGACAGGAGCUGAAGUUGGAAUGAUGGAGAGUUCUUUUUUCUAUGGCUACGCUGCCUCCCAAAUUCCCGCCGGUGUCCUAGCCGCCAAAUUUGCACCGAACAAAAUCUUCAUGCUAGGAAUUCUCGUCGCAUCUUUCAUGAACAUACUCUCCGCGAUUUCCUUCAACUUUCAUCCGUACACUGACAUUUUUGUGAUGGUUGUUCAAGCUGUCCAGGGAUUAGCGUUAGGGGUACUGUACCCUGCGAUGCACGGAGUUUGGAAAUUCUGGGCUCCGCCACUGGAAAGGUCCAAGCUCGCAACCACUGCCUUCACAGGGUCCUCAGUUGGUGUAAUGACUGGGUUACCUGCCUCGGCGUACCUGGUCUCUCAUUUUAGUUGGAGCACACCUUUUUAUGUGUUUGGAGUUGUGGGAAUUAUAUGGUCUCUUAUAUGGAUGUACGUGUCAUCUCAUAGUCCGGAGACUCAUGGAUACAUCAGCGAUGAUGAGAAGAAGCAGGUUACCGAGAAAAUUGGAGAUGUUGCAGUGAAGAAUAUGUCGCUCACAACACUACCAUGGCGUGACAUGAUGACCUCCUCAGCUGUUUGGGCAAUCAUUAUCUGCACAUUUUGCCGCUCCUGGGGAUUCUUCUUGCUCCUCGGAAAUCAGCUGACCUAUAUGAAAGACGUCUUGCAUAUUGAUAUUAAAAACAGCGGAUUCAUCUCAAUCUUUCCUCAAUUUGGAAUGUGUAUCGUCACAUUAGCCACCGGUCAACUCUGUGAUUACCUAAGAUCUUCUGGAAAAAUGAGCACAGAAGCCGUCAGAAAAUCAGUGAACACUUUUGGAUUCACAGUUGAAGCAAUGAUGCUAGGAUGUCUGGCGUUUGUUCGGGAUCCUGUGAUUGCGGUGACGUGCCUGGUCAUCGCGUGUACCGGAUCUGGAUCCGUACUUUCUGGAUUCAACGUCAACCAUUUCGAUAUUGCUCCAAGGUAUGCUCCGAUCCUUAUGGGAAUUGCUAACGGGCUCGGAGCAGUUGCAGGAGUUGGAGGAAUGGUAACGAAUACGGUUACCUAUCAGAACCCAGAUGGCUGGAAAUGGGUCUUUCUUUUGGCCAUGGCGAUUGAUAUUUUUGGAGUAAUUUUCUUCCUCAUUUUCGCGAAGGGUGAUGUUUUGCCGUGGGCCCGCGAGCCGGAAAAGGAGGAAACGUUCAACGAGUUUGUUCGCAGAAUGUCGAUCAAAGUGAGAAGUUUGUCUAGAAAAACAAGGAAUCGGGAAGGCGACACGAGUUAUGAAAAAAUGGAAGAAGACUCGGAGAUGAAGCCUUGCUCCAAAAAAGUAGAAGCUCGAGCUCCCGCUGAAAAAUCUGAAAGUUCUUCGUGACUUUGCACUUAUUCAAUUUUUUGUACAUUUUUUGACUGGCGAUCUCUGUCGUAACAUUGGCUGGAGUUUAAAAAUCUGAGGUCUGACGAAAUUCAUAUAAGAUCUAUAAAUGAAUGAAAUUAAUAUAAUUUGG